Molecule: messenger RNA, 718 nt
Organism: Chanos chanos (milkfish)
Lineage: Eukaryota; Metazoa; Chordata; Actinopteri; Gonorynchiformes; Chanidae
Gene: lmo2
Product: LIM domain only 2 (rhombotin-like 1)
Exons: 3
Coding region: 127-606 (159 amino acids)
Biological process (GO): positive regulation of transcription by RNA polymerase II
Cellular component (GO): nucleus
Molecular function (GO): transcription coactivator activity; DNA-binding transcription factor binding
Source: RefSeq, a predicted model, not a curated record
UUUAACUGACUAAAAUAAGGGAUUACAUUUACGAAUGGACAUUUAUUAUAAAGGUGCACAUUUAUUUUAAAGGAGCAAGUUCUUGCAUGUCACCCAUGUAACUGAGCAAACGGAAUAAACACUGGAAUGUCAUCUACAAUUGAGAGGAAGACACUGGAGGCUAGCGAGGAGCCAGUGGACGAGGUCCUCCAGAUGCCCCCAUCGCUGCUGACGUGUGGCGGCUGCCAGCAGAGCAUUGGAGACCGUUUUUUCCUCAAGGCCAUAGAACAGUACUGGCACGAGGACUGCCUAAGCUGUGACCUGUGCGGCUGCCGGCUUGGGGAGGUGGGCCGCAGGCUCUACUAUAAACUUGGCAGAAAGCUUUGCCGCAGAGACUACCUCAGGCUGUUCGGCCAGGACGGGCUGUGUGCAUCGUGUGAGAAGCGCAUUCGGGCGUUUGAGAUGACAAUGCGUGUGCGGGACAAGGUUUACCACCUGGAGUGUUUCAAGUGCGCUGCCUGUCAGAAACACUUCUGUGUUGGAGACCGCUACUUGCUCAUCAAUUCAGACAUAGUGUGUGAGCAGGACAUAUUUGAAUGGACUAAACUGAACAACAGCAUGGUUUAACUGAUAACAAAUAACGCAAAAGAGUGGCCAAGACAAAGCGAAGCUCCUUUUACUCGUUGCCAAACAGUCAACAACAAGAACAACAACAACAACAAAACAGAGGAACAGCGUC